CUGACACAGGCCGGGCACAGUGGCCCACCGUCAGAAGGGGAACGAAGGGCUCCGUUCCGGCGACGCGACGGCCGCGACCGCGUCACCGGGAGUGGAGGAGAAGGGAUGAUGCAGCAGCUGCAGCCGACGCGGAUGCACUGGGCGAGGGCCGUCCCCUCCGACUUCGGCGGCCAAGCCCCCGCCCCUCGCAGCGGGCACACGGCGGUCGCCAUCGGCGGAUCCAAGGUCGUCGUCUUCGGCGGGUUCGCGGACAAGCGCUUCCUCGCCGACAUCGCCGUCUACGACGUCGAGAACAGGCUAUGGUACACGCCGGAGUGCAGCGGCAGCGGCCCGGACGGGCAGCCAGGCCCCAGCCCGAGGGCCUUCCACGUCGCCGUGGUCAUCGACUGUAACAUGUUUAUCUUCGGCGGCCGCUCUGGGGGCAAGAGGUUAGGUGACUUCUGGAUGCUCGACACCGACAUUUGGCAGUGGUCGGAGAUGACUGGCUUUGGCGAUUUGCCGUCUCCCCGGGAGUUUGCUGCCGCAUCAGCCAUAGGAAACAGAAAAAUUGUCAUGUAUGGUGGUUGGGAUGGCAAAAAGUGGCUGUCUGAUGUAUAUGUCAUGGACACAAUGUCACUUGAGUGGACAGAACUAGCAGUUACUGGAUCAGCGCCACCUCCAAGAUGCGGACAUUCUGCCACUAUGAUUGAGAAGAGACUGCUUAUAUUUGGAGGCAGAGGUGGAACUGGGCCGAUAAUGGGUGAUCUCUGGGCUUUAAAGGGUAUUACUGAAGAAGAUAAUGAGACACCAGGAUGGACGCAAUUAAAGCUGCCAGGACAAUCUCCCUCUGCACGAUGUGGUCAUUCAGUGACUUCUGGUGGACCUUAUCUCUUGCUAUUUGGUGGACAUGGAACUGGGGGUUGGCUAAGUAGAUAUGAUGUGUACUACAACGAAUGUGUUAUUUUAGACAGGGUCUCUGUUCAAUGGAAGCGCUUGCCAACAAGUAAUGAGCCACCCCCUCCUCGGGCAUAUCAUUCUAUGACUUGCAUAGGGCCUCGGUUUCUUUUAUUUGGUGGCUUUGAUGGAAAGAAUACCUUUGGCGAUUUGUGGUGGCUUGUUCCUGAAGAUGAUCCUAUUGCCAAGCGGGACUUGGUUCCUGAUGUUGGUUCAGACAGCAACCAUAGCACUGUGACUGGUGAUGCCCAACAGUCUGCAGUGAAGGAAUCAGAAUCACAAUCUGAUGAAUCUCCAAUGUUGGAGUUGGCCAAACGAUUGGGGAUUCCACUUUCUAUAGAACCUUCAGCAAGUUUUGUUGACGAAAUCAAUGAUAGAGAACUAGUGGAAUUAUCAUCUAGGCUCAUUGGUGAAUCACUUCCUACCACCGACCAGCUUGCAUGUAUUCAGGCACUUCGUGAUCAUUGGAGAAGUUCUCCAUCCAGCUCAAUACAGCUCCAGGAGCUAGGCCCUCUGCUGAGGGACUAUCAACGUAUCAUUAUCCGUCGCUUUGUGGAAAACCCAUCCCCGACAUUCCUUGAAAGGGAAGAUCACCGACUCUUCCAUUUGAAAAAUGCCUCGCAGUUGCGCAUGGAUGACAUCCCCAUCUUACUGGGCGAGUAUAGAACUCUGCUUUCCACCUGAGAGAGGUCCACACAACUAUUUUGCUUGGUAAGUGCAUCUGGGCUAAAACCAUUGUGCUACGACCAUCGGUUCUCUGCUUCUGUGGUUUCCGAUGCCCAGGGCAAGAAGGACGACAGCCCAGCCACCUAGGCCCUAGGGCAAGCAAACAGACCAUUGGUGAGCAAAAUUGAUGAGGAAGUGUUUGUAUUUGCGAAAUGCAUAGAAAAACAAAAUGCCAUGAUCUAUAAUGUUUGUAUUUUGAUGUACAAGCUAGAAUCUUCUUUUAUUUUCUUGGAUGUACAAAUGUAAUUUUAAAAUUUUCGAAAGAAAGAGCUCCAUGGAGCUACGGAGCAAAUUAAUUCUCA
Molecule: messenger RNA, 1961 nt
Organism: Triticum urartu
Lineage: Eukaryota; Viridiplantae; Streptophyta; Magnoliopsida; Poales; Poaceae
Product: Galactose oxidase/kelch repeat superfamily protein
Molecular function (GO): protein binding
Source: RefSeq, a predicted model, not a curated record